Temnothorax curvispinosus is the source of this 935-nucleotide messenger RNA. RefSeq lists its product as uncharacterized. The record is from RefSeq and is a predicted model, not a curated record. Gene Ontology annotation, cellular component: plasma membrane. Bases 1 to 684 code for a protein of 227 amino acids. Gene Ontology annotation, biological process: sensory perception of smell; detection of chemical stimulus involved in sensory perception of smell. Lineage: Eukaryota; Metazoa; Arthropoda; Insecta; Hymenoptera; Formicidae. Gene Ontology annotation, molecular function: odorant binding; olfactory receptor activity. The transcript is spliced from 4 exons.
AUGGAGAUGAGCAUGCUCAGUCGCGUGGUGAAGAUCGGUCUUCGCGUCUGCGGAAUCUGGCCGUACUUACCGUCAACCGUUUUAUUUCAGUCGUCAGUUCAGUCAAUCAAAUUCAUCUACACGAUCAACAGCGCUAAACUCUCCCAUCGCUUUUCAAACUGGAUUAUCGGUCUUCAACUGACUGCCAUAGUUCUGUAUAGCUGCGGCGUGCUUGCUGUAAACACUGGUGAUGUUCAAAGGAUGAACGUGUCCGCGCGGGAUCACAUCUUGAAGAUAAAGCUGCCAUUCGAGGUUGACACGUCUCCCAUUUAUGUGCUUGUUACGAUCCUCGAGUUUCUUCAUCUGGCGAUGUGUGGAAUUUCCAUGAUAAAUUCGCUCAUUGUCACUCUGAUACUGCACAUCAUUGGUCAAAUCGAUAUCCUUCACGCCUGGCUAUUGGACGCUAUCUCCAAAAAUUUGAUGCACACUGUGAACGGGAUAACAAUAAGACAGUUGAUAUCAAAGCACCAACAAAUUAUCAUGUUUUCGGAGAACAUCGAGAAUCUUUAUACAUACAUCGCGUUGACGCUAUUCGUGUCGGAUACUCUCAUUAUAUGCUGUCUAGGAUUCAUAAUUGUCACUUCAAUCGGUACACCUGACGGACCGGCAUUCUUAGUGAGAUCCGCAUUAUAUUUUACAUUGUGAUGAACCUCGAAGCAUUUAUACACUGUUUCGUUGGUGAAUACUUGAAUGCAAAGGUUAGCGCCGACAAUCCUGCGGCACUGAUGAUUUCGCUUAUACACGAAAAUCCAAAAUCCAUCUUUUCCUUGUAGAGUAAAAUGAUCGGAGAUGCGGUUUAUAAUUCUCUCUGGUACGAUGUCACCACUGAAAAGAGCCGAAUUGUAUUAUUUAUCGUUCUAAGAUCGCAAAACCGAUUAACCAUCACAAUCGGAAAA